CCGGCCGCUAAAGAUCCGUAUUAUCCUUACGACAUACCGGUGUUCAGGAAGAAUUAUCAUGAGACGCUGCACCCCAAUUUCGAAAUUAUGGGCGAGGAUCGUUUCAGCUACGGCUACAAGUACAGAAUUGAUCCGCGUCUCGCAACCGGAAUAUUUGUUUUAACCAUGCUCACUUUGGCGACGAUCACUUACUUUGCGGCACCUUAUCCGACCGUUCAUCCGAGGAUGGAGAGGCAGUUUCCAAAACAGGGUGUACUACACUAUACAUUUGAGCCAGCAGAGUGAAACUAGGACGAAUAGCCUUGAAUAAAUAUAAUAGAUUUAUAUGAAAAAUACAGCAGAUGUCUGAUGUAAUGUAUGAGUUGUAAUAUACAAAUAGUAUUUAUCGAGGUAUUUAUAUUACAACGCCUUUCUCGUUA
Molecule: messenger RNA, 419 nt
Organism: Wasmannia auropunctata (little fire ant)
Lineage: Eukaryota; Metazoa; Arthropoda; Insecta; Hymenoptera; Formicidae
Exons: 3
Cellular component (GO): mitochondrion
Source: RefSeq, a predicted model, not a curated record